This is a messenger RNA of Schistosoma haematobium, 13502 nucleotides long. RefSeq names its product Xylosyltransferase 2. NCBI's taxonomy places the organism in Eukaryota, Metazoa, Platyhelminthes, Trematoda, Strigeidida, Schistosomatidae. Gene Ontology annotation, biological process: heparan sulfate proteoglycan biosynthetic process; chondroitin sulfate proteoglycan biosynthetic process. The transcript has 6 exons. Gene Ontology annotation, molecular function: protein xylosyltransferase activity. The coding region runs from base 11940 to 13097 and encodes 385 amino acids. Gene Ontology annotation, cellular component: membrane. The record is from RefSeq and is a predicted model, not a curated record.
UCAUUCAUCGAUAAUAUACCUGAAUUCCUACCUGUAGGUAUUGGUGAUCCACUGCCACUAGAUACGGAAGCCCGUUAAGCACAAGCUUUUUCUAUUUCAUCCAAAACCAUUUGAUCCAUUUGUAGCCCACCGCGGUAUUUUGAAAUGUAUCCGUUACUACACAUUUAAGAUGGCAUCUUACCUAACUUAUAAUGAUAUCAGCUGUAUCCAGACAACGUAUGGUUGUUUGUUACGUAUUUACUUGUAUUUUCGUGGUUAUACAGCUUUAUAUUCAGCUGUAUGUAUAUGUUUUCAAAAGUCCGUUCUUGUCUACCGUCGAAAUUUCAAGUCGUACAAACAAAAAUGGUAGCCUAAAUAAAAUAACAAAGUGUCUUCGCAGUAAUAAAUACGUUUGGAGUGCUUACAACCGCACAAAUUCAGAAAGCUGCAAGCAAAUAUUUAUUGGUGUAGGUUGUUCUCCUGUUACAUACGAAAGCUUUUCUAGCAGCUUUUGCCAUGUUCAAGUUCCCUAUUACUUGGUAUCUAAUUGUUGGUUGUGUCCAGCCAAUGGUAAAAUAUAUCAUUGUCUUAAGUAAUUCACAAAGGUUUUCUGCAGUUUAAGAUUCGUCCGCUUAAUCACUCAUUUUACGAAGGCAAGUGAUUCAAUUUCAUGGAGAUAGAGAUAGACAUAUUUAUUUAUUUAAACAGAAGGAUGAGUGCAAGAAGGCACAUAGAUCAUUCGAUUUGUGUGAGGGCCAGGGUACUGCCACUGGGCUUAUUUUAGUGUUUAACAAUUAUCAGCAAGCGCAGUACCCUUGUGAUAUUGACUUCUAAUAUUAACUUUUUCAAGAUAUGUCUUCUAUGCUAUAUAUACCGUUUUACUCCCUCUCCACCAAAUAUCAGCUUAGAUGCCGUUUAGACUUUUGUGUUUCGCAAUAUUUUUUCUUAAUAUUCAGGUAACCUUAGCGAACAACCGUCUUUCGUCGGCUGCUUCCUCAUCCGUCACAGUGAACUUAACUUCGUUAAGUCGAGUGAAUACAAAGAUGAUAAUGAUUGUCUGAGCAUCUGUCGUUCUCUGGGCAUAGCGUAUUCAUGGUUAGGUCCUAGUCAUACGUGCUGGUGUAUGAUGCAGCUACCGAAUGAAUCAAGAAGCAUCCCUCUUUCUCAAUGCAGCAUCACUUGCACUCUUGAAGGACACGGUUUCGGUCCUAAUAAUGAUCCGCUUUGUCCUGACCCAGUCCCGGUCCGGGUUUAUGCGACAAAGGCAAGUCCUCCUUGGCAUCCUGUUCCUCGUAAGUUUUAGUAAUUUUGUUAUUUUCUGGUAUGGCGUAUUUGUGUGUAUUUGAUAAAUAAUUUGCUGUAUGAUAUAUGCUCUUUUACACAAGUUUAUUUUGUUAUCUUCAUUAUUCAGUCACUCAAUAUCCAGACAGUGAGAUUAGGAUGGAUCGAAAAAUAUGUAUUGACAUUGUAUAUUUAAAGAAGUUAGUUGUAAAAAUAAUGGCACGAACAAAAGCCAAUGAAUUUUUUAGUUUUCCUUUCGAACACAGAUAAACUUAUUUCUUAGUUUCAAAAUAAUUUUAAGGUUUUUCCCGGGUUUUUGCCCCACAUAUUCCAGUGUUCAUCAUUACUGGACUUUCACACCGGAUUACGUAUUCGAACAUCGCUCUAUCUGCUUUAGUUUGGGCAUUCUGGUAGCGUCAUUAGCUUACAAAAACAUAUGACCGAAAGGUUCGUGUACUUGAUCUUGGCUGAUGAGUUUCAUCAAAUUAAUCUAGAUUUGACCAACAUUACCUAUCAUGAUAAUAUUCUAGUCAUAAUUGGUCUCAUCACUCAUCACGUCUGCUUAAUUUAAGAGGUAGAAACCAGUGUCCAUGGGAUUGAGACCGACAGUAACCCUAGAAGGGCUAAAGGUGGAGUUUAGCCAAGUUAGGUACCAUGAACGCAGAUUUAAACAGAAUUUCAUUUUUCUUCGUUCGCCAAUUUAAGACCCACCAUUCACCAAGCGGGAUUUGUGAUAUUAAUUUCCAUUACUGUACUUCGACAUUGCAUUGUAAUGUAAGUUCUUAAGAAUGCUAUCGAGUAUUGUAGUGCCAUUUAAUAUCUCUAUUUUCAGUUUCUCUUAAGUCUGGUCUUAUCGACCUAGUAUCUUCGAAACCAGUAAGGAUAGUCUAUCUACUUGUCUGGAAUGGAAGGAGUUGGCCCCAUAUCCGUCGAAUGUUCGAGCUAAUAUACAACACUCGACAUUAUUAUUACAUUCAUGUGGAUGCGGUUAGUAAUUACUGUUUGAAAGGCAUUUUUUUCCGUCUUUAUGGGUUUGUAAUAUUAACUUGUGCUUGUUCUGUAUUGGUGUUCCUUCUCAAGCGCUCAAGUGAUUUGAAAUCAAAACAUGACCACUUACCAGGUAUAUAUAAUGAGAUAGCAUGCUUAUAUACAGAAUAUUGACACAAAGUAAAAACACCAAAAUUUCAUAGGUAAUUGAAGUAAAUUAGGUUGUAGGUCUCUCAUUCUCCAAUCAAGAUCUAAUACUAGGGUAUCGUAUCAAGCUGACAUGUACUCAGUCAGUCAGUAACAACGUAGAACUUCGUACGUACGUACAUCAGUUGGAGUUGCCACACCACAUUAGCACAGAGAUGCAGUUGUCGACUCAAAUCCCGUAGUGGUAGAGGUAAUAAGAGUAAAAGCAAUAAUCGGAACUAUUAGGGUUUGGAGAUGUUAUUUAAAGAGUAUAAUCCAGUGAAAUAAAUUUGGAAAGAGGAAAAAAGAGACAUGAAGAAUUCAGAAGAUUAGAAUUUGGGAGAGCACAGAGAGUGGAUGCACCUGCGCCAUUGCAAACGAUUUUGAGCCAUGUCAUUCAGGGUCUCUAACCGUCGGUUGCUAUCAUCUCGCGGUCCCCAACCAGGUAGUCUACACCUACCAACAUGACUCAGUCCACUUGUCAGUGACAUGUACUUCUUUAAAAUGAAUCGUAAAUAUUUGUCUAACUGAAUAGAAGCGAACUAAAUAUAUACGCUUAAAGACAAAGCGAAAUCAUAAUUAAGGAUCCUAAAGUUUUGGCUGUUACUGCUUGUUGUAUUUAUCAUAGGGUUUUUAUACCGAUUUCAGAGUAGUUUUCUAAGUGCAUGCUCUAAAGUCAGUCAGUUAUACGCAAUGUAUAAUCUUGCACAUUUGUACAUCGGUUCAGGUUGGCAUACCCGAUUAGAACAGCGAGAUGAAACUGUCAGAGCUAAUCCCACAGUAGUAGAGGUAGUAACAGUGAUGUUAGUCGAAAGAUUGGACAUAGAAGAUAUGAUUCAAAAAGGAAAAUAUGAAUUAGUGACGACAAAAGUUGUUUGAAGAAUUUAGGAUCUAAGGGAAAAGUAAAAGUAAAUGCACCUGCGCCAUUGCGGGCGAUUUUGAGUAAUGUCAUCCAAGGUCUACAACCAUUGGCGUCAAUAAUCACGCGGACGUUAGACAAGUAGUCUGAAUCUAUCUACAUGACUCAGCUCAACAGUGAUUGUCUUCGUGGAGUGACGCCACGUCUUUGAAAAUUUUCAGCUUUUUUCCAACCUACUACACACCAGCCAUCAUGGCGCGUCGACGUGGUCGGCGGGUGUGCUUGCGUAAUACAUGACCUAACCAUCUCAUUGGGUAAAGGUUCACUACCUCAUAAAUCUAUGUGCCACACUUACCUAGCAUUAUGCGUCCGUCCUCAGAAGCGCUAACUAAAUGGUCCCGAAACACGAGCGAUUCUUCGAACACACCUACGAUCGAAUACUAGUGACCUACGAAUAUCCUCUAAUUUUAGCGGCCAAAUUUUACAGAAAUAAAGUAGAACAGAGCCAAUAGCUGCUCGGUACAUUCGUUUUUUAGUUGCCAAAUGGAUAUCUUGCCCAUAUUUCACCGUCAUCUGCAAGCUAUAAGUCAACAAAAGAAUCUGGUUGUUUGAUUCCCCAAAAGUCAGGUAAUGAAUGUGUUGUCUCUGAAAGAAUGCUUGGGGCAAAGAUAAAUAAAAAUGGGAAAGCGGACAGCUCCGAUGAGCACUACUUAAAAUUAUCUAUUCCGAUGACAGUUCAUCAUAAGCUCUGUCUCAACUAGUAACUGUCCAAUGGAGAGUCUGUACAAGGUUAAUGUACUUAUUCGUUACACCUUUCGUUUAAGGACUGCUAUAAAGUUUAUCGGUCCACAACAUCAAGGGUUGCCUUAAGGUCAAGAGAUGCGACUAUGAUUUAAGGUCGGUAGAUAUGUCUGUGUCCAAAAUCUGGCAAAGGGCAAAUAUUCAGUGGGUAAAUCCACGUCUAGUCCUAGAACCAGCCUGGUUUUCUCCUCACGAACCCUAGUCAGGUGUUUGAUUAUUAUUAACGCUAAUAUUCUAAACACUGUAUUAGUCAAACCUAUCCCUAUACGGUCAUCACAAAAGUAGUUUUAUUCUUUCUUAUGAACUGGAGUGAUCAGUAAUUAAAACCAUUCAGUUCCCAGACUCCAAGUAAGAUCUCGGUCAAUCAAACAGCUGAAACUGAACUACCAUCUUUAAAGAUCUCCGAGGUCAAUCGAUCAGAGCAUGCUGCUCUUUGUCAUUUUAGAUUAACUAUUGCUUUUUCUACUUCAUUAAGAGUUGUGAAGCUUAUGUUGACAUCCCAUUCAGGUUUCAUGGUGAAAGUAGGCAAAUGAAAGGUAGCUGGAGUGCCGUUAAACUGUUCUUCAAUGUGUGCUUUGAAGGUAAAUUAUAUUCCUUAUUACACCUUAUUGGGAGUUAUCUAUAUGUCAAUAGUUGAAAUCAUGAGUUAAUUGAAGCUAGACCACGAUGGAAAACCUGGAAGCAUUGGACGGUGGUCCAGCUUCAAUUGACUUAUGAUAUCAACUAUUGAAAUUACCAUAAUAUCCACGAAAACCCCUUCUGAUAUUUAUCUAUACCUCUUAAGUUUUUGACAUUAAUUAUUUAUAACCUUCAUUUAAAAUGUACUUUGAAUAUUCGUUUCACAUUACUAUCUAAAACCAUCCUCUAUUUUAGCGAUGUGGUUAUCUGUACACAAUGGUUAAAUCUUUUAUUGGAAAUUACCCGUCAAAUGUCUACCUAACAUCUACUCGGUUUUCGCCAAUAUGGGGUGGACAAAGUCUACUUGAUAUGUUCUUGUCAUCAUUAAAAGAUUUAUCCUUUAAUAUGAGUGAUUGGGAAUGGGACUUUGUGAUCAACUUGAGUGAAAGCGAUUUGCCUAUCAGACCUAAUCAUGAACUGGUUACCUAUUUGAGUCACAAUCGGGAUAAAAUUUUUCUACGCUCAUUCAGUCAUACUGGGCAAAGGUAAUUUAUCAUCUGAUACACUUGUAAAUUUAGAAUAAUCUAAUGACCGUUUCGAUAUGCAAUAUCUCAUGUGAUUAAGACUUCAAAAUCACCUUUCAUGGAUGGAGAAUACAGCAUUGUUACAUGUAUAGUUUAUUAAUGACUAGUGCUUUUCAGUUGUUGAUGAGAACAUCAUAUAAGCGUAUUAACAAUUAUAGAAGUUCGUUGUAGACUUUAUACUAGUUCUCCUACAAACUAUCUUCAACCAUUAAGCACUAAGCAUUAUCACUUCACUCUUCUAUAAUCAGAUUAUUAUCACUGGUCAAUGGAUAUCUGUCAUUACUUGAAUCUCAAAACGGUGCUACAAACAUUUCUUGUUCGAAAUAUACCUUCACCAUUCUGAAGUGCUCAUAUAGGAGAAAUGUAGUAAUUUUAACCAUAGAAACCCUUAGGAAUGGCAAAGUACUUAUAAGCAUUCAUAAAUUAAGAGUUAAGACAACAAAGUUGAUACAAUAACUGGUACAGUUUUCCUUAACUUUGCACAUAUCAAUGGAAUCGAUUCAUUUCAGUAUUAGGAUGUUUGUGGUCUGUAUCUUAAAUGAAUUAAGUUCCUGUUUUGUCUUCACAUAGCGCUACACAUUAUAGCGUUGGUUAUUUCCCAUUUGUGUGACUUGAUCAUAAAGUUACACCAUUCAGCAAACAACGGUCCCCACUAAUUAUGAAUAUUUGAAAUCAGUUGUUGAAACGUUCUAGUAUUUCAUCCGUUUGAGUGAGAUUAAAUUUCUGAUAACUAAAAUAAAACUGGUCUUACGGCGGACACAAAUGUUCAUUUUUUGGUUGACAGGUUAACCUUUUGUUUCUAAUUUGCUUGUUUACAUUUAAAAUAAAACUAUUUGACAAGCAACAGCUUACGUUUGCAUACAGUUCUACUAAACAUAUUCUGUCAACUUACAGUAAAGGAUUAUCUCCCACUGAUACUAUUCGUUCCUUAGAAAUUCCGUUUUAAGCAACAAUUUAAUCGGUGUUACAUGUUAUAAAACACUGUUUGACAGUUUCAGCAUGAAAUUCGUAUUUGGCCCAGUUAAUGCCGUAAAGGCUUUCCUAAUUUUCAUCUGUUAUCAUUCUAGUUUCUUAAGAAAUCAAGGUUUUGGUCAGUUAUUCCUCGAAUGUGACUCAUAUGUAUGGCACCUAGGUGAACGAUCGGUCCCAUCUGGAAUUAUUUUAGACGGUGGUUCUGACUGGAUGAUACUGCCUAAAAUAUUUGUGGACUAUGUUAUUUACAGUGAUGCUAAUUUAUUACGCGAUAUCAAGGAAUACUUCCGCUAUAGUUUGCUACCAGUUGAGGUAAGUAUAUUUUAUACAAAGAUAGUGUAAGUUUUAUACUUAGUAUUUUUCGUAAUGUUAACAUGUCCCCCAAAUGGUGUUGAUGAUUCAAUUGUAAACCAGUAGGUCGAGCGUUUAGAUUCCGAAACGUUCAUUUUCGUUUGGGAGGUCGGAUAACAAAUAUUUUUAGUCCUAAAUUGUGAAUCUUCAUAGAUUGGAGUGACCGAGACGUAUACCUAACCACCACUUACCCCCAUUUCCACUACUGGAGGGAGUAGAAGUGGGUUGGGAAAAUGCCAGGGGCGGCUAAACUAAAACGUGUCAUCAAUCCAUAAAACCAUUGAUUGCUAGACUGGCUUCAAGAGAUAUAUCCUGGAGUUCUAGUGAGAAGCAGUGACCAGUGGAGUUCAACCGGGUCACUUGUGAGGUAGUAACUCACUGAUGACAAUGGUAGAUGUGUCGCUCAAUUCCGUGGACUAGUUGAAGUUAGACAUUAACACCGUUGGGUGCCGGCUCAGUGGUCUAGUUGGUUAAGCGCCUGGUGCGAGACUGAUAGGUCCUGGGUCCGAAUCCCGUGAGGCGGGGUCGUGGAUGCGCACUGCUGAGGGGUCCCAUAAUAGGACGAAACCGCUAUCCAGUGCUUCCAGGUUUUCCAUGGUGGUCUAGCUUCAAUUAACUCAUGAUAUCAACUAUUGAAAUUACUACAAUCUCCACAAAACCCCUUCUGAUAUAUUUUUAAUAUUUAUCCUCGUCAAAUAUUAGUAAUACUCAAUUAUUAUCCAUCUUGUCUAUUUUACCUCGUUUUGCUGAUUUGGUGUAGCAGCUUGGUCUAACAUACAUUUGUAUCAUGCUCAAUGUUGAUUGUAACAAACGAAUCAUACAAUAAAUGCAAAUCGAUUAUCAGUAUGUACGUGCACUUGUUUAUUCUUUUUAUUAGAAUGGGGGUUUGUGGGGAUUGUAGUAAUUUUUUGGUAGUUGGAUUCGUGAGUCGAUUUAAGAUAGACCAUUAUUGAAAACCUGGAAACACUGGAUGACCGUACUAGGACGAAGCGGCUGUCCAGUGUUUCCAGGUUUUCAACGGUGGUCUAGCUUAAAUCGAUUCAUAAAUUCAAAUAUUCUUUUUGUCUCCGGGUGAAUUGAUUUCCUUUCUACAGUUUCAUCAUCACAACAAACAUAAAGUUCAUUUGCGACGCAGUGAGAUUUCACUACUAGCUCAAAUAGCAAAACAAAAUUAGGCAUCCAGCAUUUUGUUGAGCAUCAUUUUAAUUCUUAUGAACGAUGUUUAUUAAUUAGAUUAAUAUUUUUGGUAAAUUCAGAUUUCAGUAAUGUUCUAACUAACCUGAAUGCUAUUUGUAUAGCACAUACCAUUUUUGGUGGCCAUUUGUUCCAGUUUUUACGUACAGCAAAUAAAUAAAGUGGUCUUGUAUAACUUUGAAUAUUUUCUUAUUCUGUCUUUGUUCCGAUGUCCCCUCAUACAUCUUUCCACCCUCCAUAUUAUCCUGAUCACUUGUCGUAACUGAUGUAAUGUCAUCUAAUUCUUGUCUAAUUCUAUCGACUGGGUCUCAGUAUUGUUCUCAUUCUAAGUGACUUAGCAUAGCGAUUCACUUGGCUUGAUAUUAGGUGGUUCCCUCAAGAUCGAUGAUUCCCCUUGAUGACAACUGCCGACUAACAAAAAACCUAGAUCAGUGACUUCCUGCCACUUGUCUUCAACCGUCGCUAACAUUCGUAAACAUGCGUUAAUUGUUAGACGAUGUUAUUUCAUUUUUUCUUUAAAAAAUGACAACUUUCUUUUAUGACUUGUGAUAACAAUGAUAAAUUCCAACUACACAUUGGUACCAGGAUACCUAAGCUUCUAUUCUUCUCCAGCCCCGUCUAUUCCAAAAUGCAAACCUAUGUGCGUUUCUGAAAAGUGUACAACCUUUCGUUGUACAAGUUACAAAGACCCAAUCGGAGAUAUCGUGGUUGCUGGCAAUAUGCAGCGAAAAGAAUGUACAUUAUUUAGAUGUCGAUUUACUUGACUGUUAACUUCUAACUGGCGACCACUCAACAUUUAUCGUCAAGAUCGACCAAGAAACAGAAACGUGUUGAAAUAUUUUGUGCUGAGAAUUUUAUAUUGUACCAAAAAUAUACGAUUGAUAUGUUAUAUCCUAGUGAAGAUUAAAUUACGGGUAACUUCUGAGAACUAUUAAUAGACUAAUAUUACAUAUAUUCCUAUUGUAUAACUGUUCAGUAACUAGAUUGUGUAUAUCGCUAUUCCUCUUAUUGUAAGCUUCAUUUUGACUUAUAGACUAUUAUUAUACGAUUUACCGUUCAGUUUAUUGAUUACAGUCUCCCACGUUCACAGCCACUUUUUGGCUUGAUCUUAACAAAUAUUAUUUCCUAUUUUAUUGUGUGAUAUGGUCCGUUUGGCUUGUAUAUAAAGCGAUUAUGUCUGAAAUAAAUGAUUCGCAUAGUGGGAGCUGUUAUUGGCAUUCUGGACUCAACUGACAGGGCUAGGCGAACAAAGGACCAAUGAGGACGCUAGGUUGCUCAUGCUGGUCGAUAAGUAAUUAGUUAGGCAGUGCUAGGAUUACAUAAGUCUUAUUUCAAUUGGCUAACAAGUCACGUGAUAAUAAGCCGGUCUUAAAGUCACAACAAAAUAAAGCUAAUAAAUAAAUAAAUAAAUAAUUCCAAAGAUUAACUAUUUAAACUCUCCCAUUUAUAUAUACAUUACAUGUGCUAACUACUAGUGAAGGAAAUUGUUUCACUGAACGAAUACCACACAAAGUUGAAACAAAUGAAUAUCCUUAUCAAUGGGUGAAAAGUCACACUAGAAUAAUUAAUACAAAGGUUUCACUGACUGAAAGUAUCUAGAAAGAUAUUCAGAGGUACUUUAUUGUUUGCGGGCGGCCCGGAAAUAUUUCCUAUGCACAGGUGAGUAAAGUGUUUAGUCCAUCGACCCUUACCCACAACUACUUUGUACAGUACCAUUAUUUGGAUUCUGGCUAUAUACUCUUCUGUUCAGUUAUGGUUAGGCAGGUAGUCACGGAGAAACACUAGUGUGUAAACUUGGGAUUCUGGGAAAGCAUCAUAAGAUAGUGAGUUGUUUUUAGUUUUCUACCGAUGAAGGCUUCCGCUGAAGACAAUUUCUCGGGCGCCGUGUCAUUAGGCCUAGUGUGGCAUGCAGAUAAGAAACUUUGUAAACUUUCUACCAGUUUCUAUCUUCUGAUUUUUGCAGCGCUUAUCUAAAGGUGUGGACGAAAUGUUCAGCUUUUCCACUUGAUUGUGGGUGGUAAAGUGACGAAAGAACCCUUUGAAAUGUCCCAGUGUGAAGUACGAUUCGUCACUUAAUGCCAAAAUCAAAUGGAAAGGUUCAGCUCCCUAGUAAGAUGAAUCUACAUCUUGAGAGAACUAUCUAACAUAAAAAGUUAAUUCCAUAACUAAUUCAGGAGGUUUCUUACCACAGCAAUUAAGUCAUUUUACUGAUGGAAGUGUAAUGAAUAAAGCUGAAUGGAUUUUAGAAAGGCUAAUAGUGAUACAAAACAAUCUAAGGUAAUUUUUCGUGCUGGUCCCACUAAUUCUUCGUCUUCUUAAGAUUUAUGUGAUUCAUUUUCUGUUAGUUUUGCUUCAAUGUGUUGUUUCAUCAGACGAUUAUCUGAAAUUGAGAUGGUGGAGAAGAUUUGUAGCUCAGGUGGAUGAUUUUGGUGGUGUUUUGUUCUCUGAGCUGGAUGGACCAAACCAUCCAGCUCAGAGAACAAAACACCACCAAGAUUAUCUGAAAUGCUGCAAGGUCAUCCUAUCCAAUCAUGCUUUGUUUUAAACAGCCAUCCACUACGAUAUCAAGCCGAUUCAUUUUAGACCAAAAACCGUGGGUUUUUUUUUAAUAUAUCUAUUUAUAUCUUUUUACUUACAGAGCUUUUUUCAUACUGUUGCGCAAAACACUCACUUUUGCACCUCAGUCAUCAAUCAUUAUCUACGGUUUAUCAAUUGGAAAAGACCACAAGGUUGUGGCUGUAAAUAUGGCAGUGUGGUUGAUUGGUGUGGUUGUUCUCCACUUGCAUUGAACGGACCAAAAGAUGCAGAACUUUUAUGUGAAUUAACCGGGAAGUGUUUAAAGCCAGAUUACGGAUUACAGCCAUUAUUUUUUGCUCGCAAAUUUGACUCAACUAUUGAUCUGGGGAUAAUAAAUUUUGUUGUAUAUAAAUUGUUAGAGCGUUCCGAUGGAGCAGGUAGUCUAGUUCAAGAUUCAUUUUUCGUCCAAAUUAUUUUGAUAUCAUAGUGAUGAGUUAAAUUAUUCAAAUAUAAACGUAUAUGGGUUUUGAUGUAACUGCAUUUGGAUAGAUUUGAUUAAUUUAGGGAGAAAUAAUUCUAUUAGUUCAGUGAAAUUUAUAGUUUUUGGCUAGAAAUCAGAAAUACCCAUUGAAAUUAUCCUCUCUUUUCCAAAUAUUAUAUGCAUUAGACAUAAAUCUCAUAAAAGUUGUCCUCAGUUUUUGUGGACUAUAUUUUGUUGACUGUUUUUCUAAUUAUCAGUAACUAUUUUACGCUAGCAAUGUCUCGAUCGUGUUUGACGUAUAGAUAAGCUUCAAAUAUCAUUUAAAAUGUUAGCCUGUAUUUCACCUUAUGUACCUUAAUACAAAAUUGUAGAAAAAAUUCAUGUAAAGUUCCUCGCUCCAUUUUAACUGGAAGUUGGGAUAGCAAUCUAACAGCUGUGUUCAGUCUACUUUUUACCCAGACUAUAGUUAAAUCCAUUCAAUCUGUAAAACAAGCUGCAGAAUUUGCGUAGUAUAUUUAUUGUGUCCUGAGAUCCGAUUUUGGUUGUUAAUGCAUCCUUUUAAGUGCUCUAUCAACCGGCUAACCAGAGCGGGAGACAUAAUAAUAAACACAACUCCGUCAAUGUAAUUUGUCGAACUGGUCCAUGCAGAAACGUGGUGGGAUCACUUUAGAUAAGUGAAUAGUUCACCUCCCCGCACUUGCGCCACUCACCUUACGAGGUGGUUAGUGUAUAACAUGGUGUCUGGUGUGAAAGAAAGCUGCAAAGGGCUGGGGUCCGAGAGAUGGUCCAACACAUUGGAUAGAGACAUUAUCAGAUAUGGCUUAGAAUAGAAGCCAGUGGCGAUCCUGCUGUAACCUUCUUUUACUUUCUUUAUAAAAAGUGGUUGUAUCUUCCUUAACUGAAAGAAUUCUUCUGGUUGUACCUUUCCGUUUCCCCCAUUAUUAUUACUACACUACCUUACACUAAUCUGUGGUCUCUAUUGUUCUUCUUUUCUCUUAUACGCUCCUUACCUUCUUUUUUCUUUUCCCAUUGUUUUGUGUGGUGCAUAUAUAUUUGGUCCCCCCUUGUACCAAUAUUUAUGUGUUCAAAUAAAUAAAUAACCCACCUUACUGUGUACUUACGACAAGAUAUGACCCUUUUGAGUUCGUCCAGUAUAGCAAUGCUGAUUCUUCAUUUAUCAGUCCAAUUUUUUUCUUUUGUUUCAGUUAACCUGCGUAACGAUAACUAUUAUUUGGAAAAUAUCUACUCAAAAGAGGAGGAUUCAUUAAUAGAGAAUCCACAUCGACAAACACUGUAUUUAGCUUUGAAGUGUUUAUCAAAGAAACUAAUGUAUCAAUUUUUACGAAAUUCUAACUACAAUCCUGAUUUGUUGUAUGCAAAGUCAUCGCUUUUAAAUAGUUUUGCGUUGUUCAAUGCAACAGGUUGGGAAGAAUUCUAUCAUAUUCCGUCGAAUGAGCUAUUGAAUACAUGGGUUAAUAAAAGGAACAUUGUACCUCCAUUAGUAAUACAAAUUCGGCUGACAGAAUUUACAAAUUUGAGUACUAUUAACGAUAGAAACCACUUUAUCGUAGAAUUCCUGGUACAUCCACCAUCACUUAGUUUCACUACUGUAGAUACCAUUAGUAACUUAUUACCCGGUGAUAUUGGGUUUCUAGAAAUCAGUUCAAAUUUCGAUGUCAAAGAACAAAUAUUUCGUAAUUAUCCACGUUUUUUAACGUUACAAGAAACCUUAACUAUUUUAGUAUUAUGGAAAGGAAAUUCUGAUCAUAAAAUAUACAAAACUUCAGUUGUAUUCACUUUAAUCAAUCCUUUAGGUAUACCUUGUUUGAAACAACUCAAAUUACCACUUAUACAAAAUAAACAUACUCUUCGGUCAUUGGCUAUGCCAGAACUAUAUAUCACUACGAGUCUAUUUAAAAACACAAUUUUAAUGAAUUGUGUACAAAAACAUGUUAAUAUUGUUCCUGGUGAAUGGACUAUUAUUGCCGUAACUUCAAGUGGACAGAUUAGUCGUGCCAAAUUCGUUCUAUCUGACCCAUUGAAGCUUAGCCAGUCAUUAAGACUUCCUUAUAAAUUAUUGGCAGACGAGAAAUUGUUCGAUUCAAAGUCGUGGAAUUCUGUUCAAGUGACUGACUUUUGUAUAAUCCAACAGUCGACUAAAGGGAAAUCGAAUUCGUUGUAUACUAAUAAUAUUACCUUUCGCAUUUUUAACAGUUUGUUAAAUGAUUUUCGUCGAAAUUGUACUUCUGUUCAGUGGAGUUCCUUUUUUAAAUAUUCUCAUUUGUAAUUCCUUUUUAUUUGCAAUUUUUUUUACCAGAUCUGCUUCCCUCUUUGUAAAUAUUCACAGUUUAGCUUUAAUUAUAUUCACAUUUUUCAAAGAAAUAUUGUUUUGUUAUCUAUGGAAAUAUGCCACGUAUCCCAAAAAGGCGCCAUGAAUAAAUCAUAUCCAGUCUGGUAUAGUAGAUGCUACAUCUCUUCCAGUAAAAGUACGUUUAAUAAUCUAAUUAACUGCGAUGAAGUUAACAACAUUGUAGUAGUUGUAAAAUAGAAACAAUUGCUGGCCUGUCGCCAAACUUAGCAGGGAAUAAUAAGUCUUUGGAUUUACGUCUUCAGAAAAAAAUCAUUUGAAAUAAAAUAGAAUAAGAAAUCUGUUAAGGAAGGUUUUCUGCAUAAGAUAUUAUGGUUCUUGUUG